Molecule: messenger RNA, 2902 nt
Organism: Phoenix dactylifera (date palm)
Lineage: Eukaryota; Viridiplantae; Streptophyta; Magnoliopsida; Arecales; Arecaceae
Source: RefSeq, a predicted model, not a curated record
GGGGGGUCUAGGCUUUGGGUUCUUGGAAUUUUGGGUAUCGACUGGUAUAAAAGAAUGGAGGUUUCAGAAAAGAGUUUUGGAUUUUCCAAGUGCACAUGCGGUUUUUCUCUUAAUAUAUGUAUUUGUUCAGGCAAAACUUUCUCUUUCAGAAAAGGGGCAGUGACAGUUUUUUUUUUCUUUUGCUGUGUGGUUAGGGUUUUUGGGCACUAUGGGGUUUUGGAAUUUUGAGAGUGAUGACAAGUUGGAAGGAAUGAAAGGAGUCGAAUUUGCGUAUUGAUUUUGGGUUUUGUAGGUGCAGGUAGGAGUUUUUUCUUACCUCUCUGAUUGUUCAUGAAAAAAACUCCUUUUCCUUGCACAUGCUAGAAGAACCGCGGCAAUGAAAAAGAAACAAUUGGGUGGUCACUGGAUUUUCUUUUUGGCUUUCCUUGGUAUUUAAAGAAAAAUUGCAUUCUGCUCUGGAAACACGGAACUUAAGUUACUCUACAUAGUUUUCGGUGUUCUGCGAGUGGCGUCCUAAGAAUAAUUACUGCUCUUGAGUGUUUGUGCAGAUUGAUCAUGAAGCAGGAACGAAGCAGUGGACUCUGAUAGGUUUUGCCUCCAAUUGUUGUUUAGAUUAUUAAAUAAGUUUGUAAAUCUCUUAUCCAUCUCAAAACCAAGGAAGAGGGUAAUGGCUACUUUCUACUCCAGCUCUACCAACCAAAUGGAUGUCAUGCCAACCUUUUAUACAAGGGACCCAGGACAUGCAUCAUAUCCUGAGUCCUCAACUGCAAGCAACAUGAUGUAUCCACGCUAUUCGCCUUCCGUUCCAUAUUCAGGCAAAUUGACGGGCAAUAACCAAUCCCAACAAAACUGCAUUGACCCUCCUGUUCCCGCCUCUAUGAUAUCACAGGACUCAUUUACAGGGGGGGCUGACUUUGCAUCUCAUCUUGGUGAACGCCCUUACAAUGCUCUGAGGGAUGGAAGGAAUGAGGUGUUGUUCAUGCAAACAGUUGGCAGGUCGCUGACUGGAGUCAGUGAUCUGGUUCCCAGUUCAGUUGCUGAUGAUCCCCAUAUGGGUCUUCAUACGCAGUUGGGCAUUUUAAAUGGCCAGAACUUGUCUUUGCGGCAGUCAAAUAUUUCGACUGCACAACGCCAGGCGUUAUCUCUCAGCCUCGGCACACAGAUUCCAGUUCCUCCAUUUCAGUUCCAGCCUGCAAACUCAGACAUCUCGAUAUUAAGUUCUCAUCAGUCAAAUUUGGGAGAUGGCAGGGCAUUUAGAGAUGAUAUCUGUAGAAACAAGCUUAUGCAUUCAAAUGCCUCUCCAUAUGACCUCUCGAGUUUCACAAGCACAAUUCCAAACUCUAGAUAUCUCAAGGUGGCACAGCAGUUGCUUGAUGAAGUUGUUAAUGUCCAGAAGGCUUUGAAACAGAAAACAGGCAGAACUCAAAGUUUGGAUAAUUCUGUUGGUGCUACAGAUAGCAGAGAUAAUGAUGCAGAAUCAAAGGGUGAUGGGAUGUCUUUAAAUCCUCAAGGGUCCAAUGAUCAAUCACCUACUGAACUCUCACCCUCCGAAAGGCAGGACCUACAGAACAAGAUGAUGAAGCUUCUGGCAAUGUUGGAUGAGGUUGACAGGAGACAUAAACAGUAUUACCAUCAGAUGCAAAUAGUAGCGUCAUCUUUUGAUGUAGUUGCAGGGUGUGGGGCUGCUAAACCAUACACUGCACUUGCCCUUGAAACAAUAUCUAGACAAUUUCGCUGUCUGAGGGAUGCUAUUAGUUGUCAGAUUCGAGCUACCAAAAAGAGCCUUGGAGAGAAAGAUAGUUCCAAUAGUAAGGGUGGUGGAAUAUCUCGCUUGAAAUACAUAGAUCAGCAACUUAAGCAACAGAGGGCAAUGCAGCAGCUUGGCAUGGUUCAGCACAAUGCCUGGAGACCACAAAGGGGGCUACCAGAAACCUCUGUUUCAGUAUUACGUGCUUGGUUGUUUGAGCACUUCCUUCAUCCUUACCCGAAGGAUUCUGAGAAGCUAAUGCUAGCAAGACAGACAGGCUUAACAAGGAGCCAGAUCUCAAACUGGUUCAUAAAUGCUCGUGUUCGCCUGUGGAAGCCUAUGAUUGAGGAGAUGUAUAAAGAAGAGAUUGGUGAAACCGAGAUGGAUUCAAACUCCUCCUUGGAGAAUAUACCCAAAAGUAGAGAUGAGACCGGAUCCUCUGAGGAGAGGGAACACUCAAAAAGUCCUGCAACUGAAGGAUGCCACACGAGCCAGCUCAAUGAAUCUUCUAAAUCUAACAUCUCCAGCAUGGAUGCGGGCGGGACAGCUGCUGGGUUUCCAAAUGAGGCAAGUGCCGAUGACACAUUCAUGAACCUCAUGUUGAAGGACCGGCAGCAUGACGGAGGGGACUGCGGCCUCCUCCAUGAUGCUAUAGCCCGAAAAUCCGACGGAAGUGGGAGGCUUGUUGGUUUUCAGAUGGCUAAGUUGGGGAGGUACAGGAAUGGCGGCGUGUCUCUCACAUUGGGUUUGCAGCACUGCGAUGGCUGUCUUCCUGUAUCGAACGGUCAGCAGAGCUUCCUCGGGGUGAGAGGGCAAGAUGUCUACAGUGCUGCUCCUCCUCUUGAGGCUGAUGCCACAGAUUAUGACUGUAUAAAUUCGAUGGACCAGCGCCACAGGUUUGGGCCAUCACCUCUGCUGCAUGAUUUUGUGGCUUGAAUGCUCUUAGAAAGAAGAACUUCUGAUGUGGGAUUAACAUGCCUAAAGAAGCUUGAUGUUACUGUUGCAUUGGUUAGAAACAAUAGCAUUUAAUACAAUGUAAUAUAAAUUAGGUGGGUGGGAUGAAUAGGCUAGCAUGUGAAGAUAGAAGAAGGAACAUGAAAAAUUUUAUUCAUUUUCGUUUUAUUGAAGGUAAGAUAUGAUGUAGUUCUCUCUCUA